UCUCUCUCACAAUUCCACCUCUCCACCUCAAAAGAGAGGUGUGGAUGAAACAUUAUCCCUAAUAAAUUUCUAACAAACCUAUUUUGGCGACAACUUGGAGAGUUGGAGGUUUCACAACAGCGUCAACGUACAAGUCGUAGUCACUGUCCAAAUUCUACUUCCUUCUUCUAAAUAAACAAUUUCUCUCUAAAUAAACAACCCGUCCUUAUAAUUUCCUUCACCAUCUCAUCUCAUACAUACUCAGUGAGAUGAAUCAAAUCAAACCAAUGGCGAUGGAGCCCUGGCACAACCUUGCUGGAAAAGUGGUGCUGGUCACCGGCGCUUCCUCCGGCCUCGGCCGUGAAUUCUGCCUUGACAUCGCCCAAGCCGGUUGCCGCGUCAUUGCCGCAGCUCGCCGGACCGAGCUGCUCCAAUCCGUCUGCGACGAAAUCAACCAGAUGGACGAUGGCGACAACGUCCUCCGCGCCAUCGCAGUGGUGCUCGAUGUCGCGGCGGACAGCGCCGCCAUCGACAAGUCUGUGCAAAAGGCGUGGGACGCUUUCGGCCAUAUUGAUGUGUUGAUCAACAACGCCGGUGUUAGAGGAAAUGUGAAAUCACCAUUAGAGUUGAGUGAGGAGGAAUGGAAUCAAGUGUUGAGGACGAACUUAACUGGUGCAUGGUUAGUUUCAAAGUCGGUGUGCAAACGCAUGCGAGAUGCUCGCCGGGGAGGAUCAGUGAUCAAUAUUUCAUCAAUUGGUGGUUUAAAUCGGGGACAAUUGCCUGGAAGUGUUGCCUAUUCUGCUUCCAAGGCAGGCGUUAAUAUGCUAACAAAGGUCAUGGCAUUGGAAUUGGGACCAUACAGAAUCAGAGUGAACUCCAUAUCACCUGGGCUGUUCAAAUCUGAAAUCACAGAAAAAUUAAUGGAGAAAGAUUGGUUGAAUAAUGUGGCCAUCAAAACAGUGCCAUUGAGAAAAUUUGGCACUCUGAAACCAGCAUUAACAUCCAUUAUUCGUUAUUUAAUUCAUGAUUCUUCAGAAUAUGUUUCAGGAAAUGCUUUUAUUGCGGACGCUGGUGCCACCUUACCAGGUCUUCCUAUUUUUUCUUCAUUAUGAAUGAUGGAUGGUUGAUAUUAAUUUUUGCAGGAAUAUUGUAUUUGAAUAGGGUAACCUAGUAUUUGUACUCGUGCCUUGCACGAAUGAAUAAUAAGUAAAAGUAAAAAAUAAAGUAAAAUUAA
This is a messenger RNA of Lotus japonicus, 1213 nucleotides long. RefSeq lists its product as uncharacterized. The transcript has 3 exons. Bases 249 to 1091 code for a protein of 280 amino acids. Lineage: Eukaryota; Viridiplantae; Streptophyta; Magnoliopsida; Fabales; Fabaceae. The record is from RefSeq and is a predicted model, not a curated record.